Molecule: messenger RNA, 564 nt
Organism: Mangifera indica (mango)
Lineage: Eukaryota; Viridiplantae; Streptophyta; Magnoliopsida; Sapindales; Anacardiaceae
Product: 40S ribosomal protein S30
Exons: 3
Coding region: 135-323 (62 amino acids)
Biological process (GO): translation
Cellular component (GO): cytosolic small ribosomal subunit; ribosome
Molecular function (GO): structural constituent of ribosome
Source: RefSeq, a predicted model, not a curated record
CCCGGCCCGGCCUUUGAGCAUUCAACACUAUAAAUACUCAGCCGAAACCCUAAUGCUAAGCUUCUUAAUCCCUUGAGAGAAACAAAAGAGAACGACGGUAACUUGUAGCAGCAGUUCGUUUUCAAUAAUCAGCAAUGGGUAAGGUUCACGGUUCUCUGGCUCGUGCUGGUAAGGUGCGAGGACAAACUCCAAAAGUUGCAAAGCAAGAUAAGAAGAAGAAGCCGCGCGGCCGUGCCUACAAGCGCAUGCAAUACAACCGCCGUUUCGUUACUGCAGUUGUUGGAUUUGGAAAGAAGAGGGGACCCAACUCAUCCGAGAAGUAAAGCUUGAAAGAAUGAGUAGCUAGAUAGGUCCAAGCAUUGCUUGGUAUUUUUGAUGAGUUUUUUUAUUUGUUGUCUAAAUUAAUUAAGACUUGUUAUGGUGAAUUAGUUACUGAUAUAACGGUUUAAUUUAUGUUGAUUUUGGUGUUACUAAAUACUGUGUGAUUUUACUUUCCGAAUGUUAUGGGAUGGCUUUUGUGUGCGUGGAAAUUAAGAAGCUUGUAAUACAGUCAAUAUUUUUUUC